Messenger RNA from Paramuricea clavata, 321 nucleotides. The record is from the annotation of a GenBank genome assembly. NCBI's taxonomy places the organism in Eukaryota, Metazoa, Cnidaria, Anthozoa, Malacalcyonacea, Plexauridae.
AUGAACAUAAAAUCAUUUGUCAAAACUAAAGAUUGCAGGAGAAAAACUCUUCUGGAUCAUUUUGAAGCUGAUUGUAAAUUGCCACUUUAUCUGCAUCUUUGUUGUGACAACUGUGCAUCUAUUUGUGAAUGUGGACAAGCAGACUGUGGGCAGUAUACAAAAUACCCAAUCACUGAUUGUUACAAGGAUGUACUGUUUAGUGGGAGUAAACGAGACGUUAGCAAUGAACAGAAGUUGAUUGAGAAUGCUCUGAUACAAUACCAGAAGAAACUUCUUAUUGAACUUGCUAAAAAACUGCAAAAACAGAAAUCAAAACUUUAA